Messenger RNA from Elephantulus edwardii (Cape elephant shrew), 9588 nucleotides. RefSeq names its product golgin B1 (gene GOLGB1). Gene Ontology annotation, cellular component: membrane; endoplasmic reticulum-Golgi intermediate compartment; cis-Golgi network. NCBI's taxonomy places the organism in Eukaryota, Metazoa, Chordata, Mammalia, Macroscelidea, Macroscelididae. The record is from RefSeq and is a predicted model, not a curated record. The transcript has 21 exons.
AUGGAGCCCAACAGCCAACUGCCUCAGAACGAUGUUCUGGAGCGCUUGUUUCACACGGAGCAGUUAGUGGUGCAGCUCAAAGAUCUUAUUAGGCAGAGAGACCAUGAAUUACAACAGAAAGAUGCUACUCUUGAGGAGGAACGAAAAGCUGCUGAAGACAAAAUAAAGAAAAUGCGACUUCAUGCUAAAGCAAAAAUAACAUCUCUGAAUAGACAGCUGGAAGAGAUGAAGGCACAGUCUGCCCUGCCUACUGAAUCUCAGCGGGAGGAGCAACACUCCAGGCAUGAAACGAGUUCAACUGAGGAAGAUGAGGAAAUAUACCAUAUCAAACAGAAACUUGCGGAGAAAGAUGAACUUAUUAACAGUUUGCAAGCCCAGCUUAUGCAAGCUCAGGCAGAACAAGCAGCACAGUUCAAUAAAAGUUCUGCACAAAUAGAAGAAGUUACAAGGAUGAAGCAUGAACUCACAGAGAAGAAUGAACUUAUUAACACUUUGCAAGCUCAGCUUAGCCAGACUCAGGAAGAGCAAGCUGCACAGUUGAGCUCCAUGCAGCAGGUGGUUCGAGAGAAAGAUGCCCGCUUUGAGACACAAGUUCGUCUUCAUGAAGAUGAGCUUCUUCAGUUAGUAACACAGGCAGAUGUGGAAACACAGAUGCAGCAGAACCUGAGAGUGUUGCAGAGGAAGCUUGAAGAGCAUGAAGAAGCCCUGUCUGGUCGUGCUCAAGUAGUGGACUUGCUGCAGCAAGAGCUGAAUACUGCUGAGCAGCGCAACGAGGUUCUAGUCCAGCAGGUGAAAGAGAUGGAAGAGGAGAAGAAUAGUUUAAGGAGCACUCUCGAAACGGAAAGGCAGGAGUCUAAGAUCCUCAUGAAACAAAUGGAAUCUGAGUUGGAAGAGAAGAACUUAUCCUUCCUCAAGCUACAGGAAGAAACGCAUCAUCUUGCUGAACAGCUUGAUCAUACAAGACAGGCCCAGGCUGACCUCGAGUCACAAUAUAAAGCCCUGGAGCAAAAGCACAGAGAGGAGAUGGAGGAGAAAACUGUUCACGUUUUGAGUCUUCAGAAGAUUGAACAAGAGCUACAGUCUUCCUUUGAUGCUCUGAAGGAGCAGAAUUCAAAGCUCCUUCAAGAGAACCAUGAGCAGUCUGUUCAGUCAGCUAAAGCCAUUAAGGAGCUGGAAGAUCAACUCCAUGAAAAAUGCAAAGAAAUUAGCCAAUUUCUGACUGAACCAACUUUGCAAAAACGUGAGAUAGAGUCUCAGACUUCUUUUCCAGAUGUCUAUAAUGAGGAAAUACAGGCAGUCACAGAGGAAAAUAUUGCCUCUCUGAAAAAGAGAGUGAUAGAACUAGAGAAUGAAAAUGGAACCUUGCUCCUUAGAUCUAUGGAGUUGGAAGAGCUGAAAUCUGAGAAUGAAAAGCUGUCUUCCAAGAUUACUUUCAUGGAAACUCAGAAUGUAACUGGAAAGACAGAUAGAGAAGUCAGCCCGAUUGGCAUACUUGAUAAAACUUGUCUCAACAAUAACAGCUCUUCUACUGAGGAGAUUGGGCCCAGUGGCCAGAAACAUACAGCAUUAUCAGUUUUACUAUUGGAAAUGGAAGAGGCUCAAGAAGACAUUGCAUUUCUUAAAUCACAAUUAAAGGGCAAAAGAGCUGAAGGAGGCUCAGAAGCCCUUUGCCUGAAUGAAAUCAAUCAGACUGAAGAAAUACCUCCAGUUGGAAUGAAUAUAUCACUUGAUGAUACUGGAAAAAACAUUCCCUUCAUGCCAGAUGAAGAGAGCAGUCCUCCAGAAAUUGAAAAGAAAGAGCAGGCAAGCAUUAAACAUCAAAAUGGAGAAGCUGAAAAACUGUCUCUUAAUGAUGCUAGUAUAGAAUUGAAAUCAAAACAAGAUGCUGUUGAUAAAUUCCCUCCUUUGACACCAGAUUCUCAGCAGGAUGAGCUGGAAAAACUAAAAAAGAAAAUUUUGGAGCUUGAGCUGAAUUUUAGUAAGGCAGAAGAAAGUUAUGAAAAUAAUUUAUAUGAAAAAAUGAAGGAAAUAAACGAGUUAACUCAGUUAAUUGACGACUUGAAGAAAAAUGCUGAAAAUACAAGUAGUGCAUUCACUGCUUUGUCUGAAGAAAGAGACCAGCUUCUUUCUCAGGUAAAGGAACUGAAUGUAAUAGCAGAACUGAAGGCUCAGGUACAACAACUGGAAGCAAAGCUCAUAGAAGCAGAAAAACAAAGAAAACUAGACUUUGAAAGCCAGACUACUCAUCAAAACCUGCUCACUGAACAGAUUUACAGCCUCAACAUAGAAGCCAAAUCUAAAGAUGUGAAAAUGGAAGCUUUACAGAGUGAGCUGGAUAAUAUGCAACUUCAGUUUUCUGAACAGAGCACACUGAUAAAAAGCCUACAGAACCAGCUGCAGAUUAAGGAAAAUGAAGUGCUGGGAUGGGAGGAGCGUUUGCGUGAUAUCUCAGUUAAGAUGGAAGAACUUUCACAUGCUCUCUCACACAAGGAGCUUGAAAUAACAAAGCUAGAUCAGCUUCUACUGGAGAAAAGUAAGGAUGUUGAAACUCUCCAACAAACUAUCAAAGAGAAAGAUCAGCAAGUGACAGAAAUCAGCUUUAGUAUGACUGAGAAAGUGAUUCAACUUAAUGAAGAGAAGUUUUCUCUUGGAGUUGAAAUUAAGACACUUAAAGAACAACUGAAUAUGUUAUCGAAAGCGGAAGAAACGAGAAAACAGCAUGUACAAAAAGAUAAAGAAGUUGAUUCUGACCUUAAACUUAACAAUGAUGAAGUGAAUCCAUCAGGGCUUAAAAGUCGAGAAGAACUGCAGCAUGAAUUGGAUGUUCUAAAGAAAGAAAGUGAGCAGCGAAAGAGAAAACUCCAGGCAGCUCUUCUUCACAGACGGGAACUUCUACAACAAGUCAGUAGAUUAGAAGAGGAAUUGGUGAAAGUUAGAGAUGAAUCUACAAAAGGCAUUCCAUUGAAUGUGAAUGAGAAAGGGGAAAUGGAAGAAGAUAAAGAAAAUAAAACAGACUCAGAAAAAUGUGUGAGUGCAGUGUGCCAAGAAAUAGAAAUCCAUUUAAAACAGGCAAUAUCUGAUAAAGAAAUGGAACUACAGCAUGUUAGGAAGGAUUUGGAAGAAAAACUCUUAACUGAAGCACAGUUACAAGCCACUAUAAAACAGAUGAUUGAGAAUUUGCAAGAUAAGACAAACUUAAUAGACUUGCUACAAGCACAAAUAACCGAAAAACAGGAGGUUAUCCAGAAAUUAACCACGAGUAAUAAAGAUGCAGGUGACAGAGACUCAGUACCUUCUGUGAAAGACACAGUGGAGGUCAUGCCAGCUGAAGCAGGUGGUGGAGAACCACUCAAGCGAGAACAGCUAGAAGAAAAGAUUAUGGCCCUUCAAACAGAAAAGGAACAACUUCAAAAGAAACUACAGGAAGUGGCAGCCUCACGCAAGGGAAUUGUAAAAAAGGCACAGGAAAUAGAAAAACAUCUUAGGAAGGAGCUAAAGCAACAAAAAGAUGACUAUAAUCACUUGCAAGAACAGUUUAAUGCACAAAGUAUGGAAAAUGAAAACAUUAAAGCCCAACUUGGACAACUCCAGAUUCAAGUAAAGGAUUCUUUAGAGAGAAGACUCCCACCAGGCACUGACCAGGAAGAAUCAACUUCAUUCACUCAAGAUUUAGAGGAUCCUUUAUUCAAAGCUACAGAGAAGCAACUUUCCCAGCCUGCUUCAGACUUGACUUCUCACAGUAAUGAUGCAUACACUCUGCAGAACAGUACUUUUAUUGACCAAAUUAAGGCACAGCUGAGAGAAAUAGAGGCUGAAAAUGAAGAGUUAAAACUGAAGGUUAAUUCAACAUUAAGUACGCUUACUCAAAAGUCAGAUGAGGUAGUCCAGUUACAAGAGCAGGUAGAUAAGCAGGCUUCAGAAAUCCAAACUCUGAAGAUAGCAGCCCAUGAAUCUGAAGUCCAUACAGAAAGUCUGCAGCGGACAUUGGAAAGCAGUCAACUAGAAAUUGCUAAAUUAGAACAUCUCAGAGAAUUACAGCCUACACUAGAUGAACAGCAAACACUAAUAAAUAAAAAGGAAGAAGAAACCAGCUAUCUUUCUGGACAGCUUAGUGACAAAGAGAAUAUCCUUGCUAAACUGAAGACAGAGAUGAGAGAACAAGAAGACCACGUUAAGAUUUUACAAAUGCAACUGGAAAUGCAAGCUAAAGAACAUGAUGAGAAGAUGAAGCAGUUACAGGAGGAAAUUAGUGAAAUGAAGCACAAACUUGAAGAAAAUGAAAAAGAAGGUAAAACAAAGCAGCAAAUACAAAGAAAGCUUCAAGCUGCCCUUAUUUCUCGAAAAGAAGCACUACAACAAAAUAAAGACCUCCAAGAGCAGUUGUCUUUGGCCAAAGAUAGCAUUGAAUGUCUUACCAAGAAUCUGACCGACAUAGAAAAUCAAGUUUCUGCCCAAAAUAAAGAAAAAGAUACACUCUUAGAAAGGUUAGGCCAACUUCAAGAAGAAAAAGAUGAACUUCUUGCUGGAAUGGACAAAUCUUUAUUAGAAAAUAAAAAUCUCAGUUGGUCUUGUGAAAGUCUAAAGUUGGCUCUGGAGGGUCUAACUGAAGACAAAGAAAAGUUAGGGAAAGAAAUGGAAUCUCUGAAAUCUUCUCAUAUUGCAGAAAUCACUGAAUGGCAAGAGAAACACAAAGAGCUACAAAAAGAGUAUGAGGUUCUUCUACAGUCUUAUGAAAAUGUUAGUAAUGAGACAGAAAGGAUCCGGCAUGUGGUAGAAACUGUGAGACAAGAGAAGCAAGAAUUGUAUGGCAAAUUGUUGAGUGUGGAUGCGAGCAAGAAAGAAACAGAAAAACAAUUAGAGGAAGCAGAACAGAAAAUGAAAGAGAAGAUGAGAAAAUUUGUUAAAUCUAAGCAGCAGAAAAUUAUAGAACUAGAAGAAGAAAAUGACCGGCUGAGAGCAGAGAACUUAUCUUUAGUAGAUAAAGUUAACGAAGAUAGGAAAGCACUUCUUUCUUCUAAUUCUGAUAAGAAGGAAAUACUAGAAAAAGUCGCCAUAGAAUAUGAAACCCUUUCCAAUGAAUUUGAGGCUUCAUCGACUGAGCAUAAUAUGUUAACUCCAGAGCUUCAAGAUACUAAGCAACAGGUAGAAGAUAGUACAUCUGAACAAACCAGUCUUGAAAAACAGGGCAACCAAAUGGAUAUUGUUGAAGGGGCAGUGCAGACCAUAACAGAUGGGGCUAAAAAGCCAGAACCUGAAAGUAUGAGUACAAGGCCUGAAUAUUCAGCAUCCAUUCUAUCAGAGAAUAGUGCCAACAGAGAUCAUGGCAUAAGUGAAAAUGCUAUCUCACAUAGUGAAAUUAAUAAUUACCUACAGCAGAUUGAUCAGCUCACAGAAAGAAUUGCUGAAUUAGAUAAAGAGAUGAAUAAAAUAAAAGGAUGUAAUCAGGUACUAGAAAAUGAGAGAAAUGCUUUACUUAGCCAAGUGCAAUCAAAGGAUAGUGAAUUAAAAAUACUUGAGGAAGAAGUAGCCAGAAUAAACUUGAUAAAUCAACAAAACCAAGAAGAACUUUCCAGAGUUACCAAAUUAAAGGAGAAAGUAGAAGAGGAGAAAGAUGACUUAGAAGAGAGACUGAUGAAUCAACUGGCAGAACUUAAUGGAAGCAUUGGGAAUUAUUGUCAGGAUGUUACAGAUGCCCAAAUAAAAAAUGAACAACUUGAAUCUGAAAUGCAGACUCUUAAAAAGUGUGUGAGUGCAUUGGAAGAAGAAAAGCAGAAAUUAGUUAAAGAAAAAACAAAAGUGGAAUCUGAAAUACGAAAAGAAUAUAUGGAGAAAAUACAAGGUGCCCAGGAAGGACCUAACAUUAAAGCCCAUACAAAAGAGCUUCAAGAGCUGUUAAAAGAAAAACAGCAGGAAGUAAAGCAGUUGCAGAAAGACUGCAUCAGAUAUCAAGAUAAAAUGAAUGUCAUGGAGAAAACUAUUAAGGCCCUAGAAUUUGUUCAGUCUGAGUCCCAAAAGGACUUGGAAAUAAGCAAAGAAAAUCUGGCUCAAGCAGAUGAACAAGGCAAGAAGGCACAAGCAGAAUUAGCCAAUCUCAGAGUACUGCUGGAUGACACUCAAAGUGAAGCAGCCCGAGUACUAGCAGAUAAUCUCAAGUUGAAAAAAGAACUUCAGUCAAAUAAAGAAUUAGUUAAAAGACAAAUGAAACAGAAGGAUGAUGAUCUUGAACAAAUACUCGAUCAGGCAGAAGAAAAACACCAGAAAGAGAAGAAGAUCAUGCAAGAGAAACUGGAUGCUUUAUGUCAAGAAAAAAUCCAAUUAGAAGAGUCUUUUGGAGAAAUUCAGUUUACUUUGGACAAUAAAGACAUAGAACUUAAGCAACUUGAGAAAUCUCUGGACAGUAGUGUGGCCCAGCUGUCAGCCUUUACUAAGAGCAUGUCUUCCCUCCAGGAUGAUCGAGAUAGGGUUAUAGAGGAAGUCAGGACAUGGGAAAAGAAGUUCAAUGAUGCGAUUCAGACCAAAGAAGAUGAACUUAGACUCAAGGAGGAGAAUUGUUGUGUUUUAAAGGAUCAGCUUAAGCAGAUGACCAUCCAUAUGGAAGAAUUGAAGAUCAACAUUUCCAGACUUGAGCAUGACAAGCAGACCUGGGAGUCCAAGGCCCAGACACAGGUUCAUGAUCAACAGAAGGUCUGUGAUAUUCUACAGGGAGAAAAUAAAGAACUUGGGUCUCAGCUAGAAAAAACUUUAUACUUAUAUCACAAUUCUCAGAAUGAACUUGCCAAGUUGGAAUCAGAACUUAAGAUUCUCCAAGACCAGUUGGCCGAGUUAAGGAACUCUGUAGAAGAAUGUAACAAAAACAAAGAAAAUUUGGAAGCUUUAGUAAAGCAGCAAGAAACUGAUAUCCAAAGUUUAAAGAUCAGUUGUGAACAGCUAGAGACUGAUCUUCAGAUAUCCAGGGACCUGACCAAUAGACAACAGGAAGAAAUAAAUACAAAAGAGCAGAAGAUUCAGAGCCUAAUCUCUGCCAAGGAAGAGGCAAUCCAAGCUGCUCUUUCACAACUACACCAACAACAUGAUCAUGAAAUUAAAGAACUGGAAAAUCAGCUAUCCAAAAAGGAAGAGGAGCAUAAGACCACAUUGGACAGAAGUAAUGAGCUCAUGGAAGCACUGAACACCAUCAAAAAGGAAAGCAGUCAGCAAAAGAUUCAGCUGGAUUCUUUUGUUAAAUCAAUGUCUUCUCUCCAGGAUGACCGAGACCGUAUAGUAGGUGACUACCAACAGCUGGAAGAACGCCAUCUCUCUAUAAUCUUAGAAAAAGACCAGCUCAUUCAAGAUGCUGCCACAGAGAAUAAUAAGCUUAAGGAAGAGACGAGAGGCUUGAGAAGUCAUAUGGAUGAUCUCAAUUCUGAAAAUGCUAAGUUACAUGCAGAACUGUUGCAAUACAGAGAAGACUUGAACCAAGUCAUCACAAUAAAGGACUGUCAGCAAAAGCAACUCCUUGAAGCUCAACUACAGCAGAAUAAUGAGCUGAAAGGUAAAUGUGCUAAAUUAGAAGAAAAUCUGAAAAAGUCUGAAGAAGCAAAAGAGGCUCUGGAGAGAUCCUCUGUUACUCUGCAGGAGGAGAAGCAAUGUUUAUCUAAAGAAAUGGAGAGUUUAAAGUUAUUCACAGCUCAACUAAAGGGGCAAGUAGAAGUCUUGCAAGAAGAUGCUUCAGAAUUAUUCCAAACCCAAUUAAAACUAAAGGAAGAGGAGAUACAGAAGCUAAGUACAGCCCUGUCCUCAACCCAGAACAGAAUUAAGGACUUGGAGGAGGAAUUAAUUCAUGUUCAGAAAGAAGCUUCCAAGAAAGUAGGUGAAAUGGAAGAUAAACUAAAGAAAGAAUUAAAGUAUCUUCAUCAUGAUGCAGGAAUAAUGAGAAAUGAAACAGAAACAGCAGAAGAGAGGGUAGCAGAGCUUGCCAGAGAUCUAAUGGAGAUGGAGCAAAAGUUACUCACAGUUACCAAAGAGAAUAAAGAUCUUACAGCACAAAUUCAGUCCUUUGGAAGGUCUAUGAGUUCUCUGCAGGAUAGUAGAGAUCAUGCCAAUGAAGAACUAGAUGAACUGAAGAAGAAAUACGAUGCCAGUCUAAAGGAGUUGGCACAACUGAAAGACGGCAUGAAAGGAGAAGUUCUUGUUUCAGCAGCUGACUUUCCAAAGAGCUCCAUGGAAGGGAAGAGUCAGUCUCACCUUGAAAAAUUUAACCAGCAGCUCUUAUCCAAAGAUGAACAACUGCUUCACUUAUCUGCGCAACUGGAAGAUUCUUACAACCAAGUGCAGUUUUUUUCCAAGGCUGUGGUGAGUCUACAGAGCGAAAGAGAUUACCUGUUAAAUGAGCUGUCAAGAUUCCACAAGUCUGAGGAGGGGAAGCAGCGUUCUGCAGCCCAGCAGCCAACACCCAGCUCAGCUGAAGUACAGAGCUUAAAAAAAGCCAUGGCAUCACUUCAAAAUGAGAGAGACCGGCUACUACAUGAAUUAAAGAAUCUGAAGGAAUUACAGAAACAGUACAUACAAAUUAAUGAAGAAAUCACAGAGUUACGUCCACUGAAAGCUCAGCUUCAGCAAUAUCAAGAGAAAGUGAAAGAAUUGCAGAUUGUGCAGGAACAGUGUCGGCAAGAAAAUCUCUCCUGGCAACAUGAAUUACACCAGCUCAGGGCAGAGAAGAGUGCCUGGGAGACUCAUGAGAGGAGAAUGAAAGAGCAGUAUCUUAACACGCUCUCGGCAAAGGAUCAGCAGUUGAGUCACCUGCAGAACUUACUAAGCAACCUGGGAGCUUCCACCUCCAAGACACAGAACCAAAAUCAGCCAUCUCCAGGGACAUCAGUUUCCCUAAAUGAGUCACAGAACUUAGUUUAUGAAAGAGAGCUUCUCAAAAUGCAGCUGCAUGACCCUUUAAAGGAAAUGCACCGAAAGGAAUUAAGGUAUCAGCAAAUAAAUACCAAGUUUUCUCGGUUACUUGAGGAGACAAAGAAUCUUUCAGUUCAGCCUUCUGCUGCUCCUUACAGCUUUUGCCAGAACCAGCAACACUGCAGUGCCCUUUAUAAUCGAUGCACAGUUUUGGAGAAGCAGGUUUGAGAGCUAGCUGCUGUACCAAGGAAUAUAGUAAUGACUGCUCCAGGAGCUCCUCAGGAAGGGAGUGAAGUUCACACAAAGAGUGAGCCUGAGGAACCGAAGGAGCUGCAACCAAGCUUUUCUGAAGUCCAAAAGCAACUGAGCAAUGCUAAACAAGAGGCGAAUGAAUUAAGGAAACUCCUGGAAGAAGAGCGAAACCAGAGAGUGGCUGUGGAACAUGAGUUCUCUGAGGCUAAGGAGCGAGUCAAAAGAUUGGAACGCAGUGAAUGGGACACUAUUCAAAUGGAUUCCUGUGACCCCCAGGAAAAGACAUUAUUAUUGGAUAUGACAAGCAGCAGUUGUCAAAGGACCCGGAGUGGUGUCGGAUGGAAGCGGGUCCUGCGUUCCCUCUGGCAUUCCCGGAACCGAGUGCCACUGCUUGCCGCCAUCUACCUUCUGAUGGUUCACGUUUUACUCAUUCUCUGCCUCUCUGGCUAUUUUUAA